This is a messenger RNA of Paramecium sonneborni, 552 nucleotides long. The record is from the annotation of a GenBank genome assembly. NCBI's taxonomy places the organism in Eukaryota, Ciliophora, Oligohymenophorea, Peniculida, Parameciidae.
CAUAUGAUGGAUAAGGUAAUUUCUCAUUUAUUAGAAUCUAUAAUUAGAGUUCACUAAUUAUCGUUUGGCUAAUUAUUAAUUUGAGAUUGAAUUCUCACCUAUCAAGAGAACUAAACAUUGGAACUCAAGUGUUUAAACAUGGUUACAAACAUGCUUUUAUGAUAGAUAUAAAUACUUCUUACAUUUGUUCUUAGUGCCUACUGGUAUAAUUUAAAAUUAUGAAAGCAUGGUUUCUUGAUUGCUUACUAUGUAUUUUUCAUAAAGUGGGCUAUAUUUAAUGAAAUUACUAAAUAAGUUGAAAGGGCAAAAGAUAAAUUUAAAUUGUAAGAAAAGUAGCAAUUAUGUUUAAGUAUCCCGUUUACAAUUUAAAGAUUCAUCUGUGGUGUAUAUGGUUAAUUGGCAGUGAAUUCAACAGCCACUCCAAUAGGAUUAUUGAAAUGGGAAAAAGUAUACAAAGCUAUGAAUGAUUUUGGGUGGGUAGCUUUAAUAGUCAUGGUUGUUUGGGUGUUUUUUAAGAUUACGAAAUUCGGAUAAGGUAAAAAGAAAGAGUGA